AUGACUAGAAAGUUUUCUGUCAAGAAUGUUUGUAUAGUGGGAGCUGGACCGACAGGGUUGGCUUGUGCAAAAUAUCUACUUGCAGAAAAGGCCUUUGAGCGCAUCGAUAUUUACGAGCAACGAUCGCGUGUAGGAGGUAUCUGGGACUAUUCGCCCGAAGACAAGACGCCUGAUGACCUUCCUGUGCCAUCCGUGACACCGCACGCCGGUCUUGCCAAACCCAAAUGGCUGCAGUCAGGCACCAGGAAGGCGCUCGGGAGUCGCAUCGAAGAGGAAGCCUUGUUCCUCAGUCCGCUAUAUGACCGCCUAGAAACCAACAUCCCGCGCACCUUAAUGGGCUUCAGUGACUUUGAUUGGCCUCAAGAUUCGCAACUCUUCCCAAAGCACGAGACCGUUACUCAGUACCUCGAAGACUACGCUGCCGACAUCAAGCACCUUAUCCACUUCAACACUCAAGUCCUCGACGUCAACUUGGCUGGUGCUAAACCAGACGGACAAGACCUAUGGUCUGUAAAGACGCAGAAAGUACAGCACAAGAUCCAGGAAGACCCAGUGGAGAGGACAUACGAUGCUGUCGUUGUCGCCAAUGGUCACUUCGCGGUGCCAUUCAUACCUCAGAUCAAGGGCAUGAAGGAGUGGGCUGAGCAAUAUCCAAACGCCAUCUCUCACUCCAUGUACUACAAAAAGCCAGAGGACUACACAGGUCUCAAAACCAUCGUCGUUGGCAGCGGCGCUUCAGGCAUCGACAUUGCUAUGCAGCUCAUGCAAGCAUGCAAAUUGCCCCUGAUACAAUCCGAAAGGUCGAAAGGAUUCCUCCUGUCUGACCCUACGCCUAAGAAGCUGGAAAAAGAGGAGAUUGUCGAGUUCAUCAUCCAAGACAGAGCUGUGCGCUUUGCUGAUGGCACUGUGGAGAAGAACAUUGACUCCGUCCUCUUCUGUACCGGCUACUUCUAUUCCUACCCUUUCCUCAACAACUUAGAUCCGCCGCUCGUCACUACUGGCACCCACGUCCAGAACCUGUACCAGCACUUGAUUUACCGCCCGCGCCCUACCCUCUGUUUCCCAGUAUUGCAACAACGCGUCAUUCCCUUCCCAAUGGCAGAAGCCCAAAGUGCCGUCAUUGCCCGUCUAUGGAACAAUCGAAUCUCUUUGCCCUCGGUAGAAGACAUGAAGGCCUGGGAAGAUAAUCUACGGAAUGAGACAAGUGAGGGCAAGAGAGACUUCCACCUUCUCCUGUUCCCAAAAGACGCGAACUAUAUCAAUGCCAUGUACGACUGGUCGAUGUCGGCGGCCGACGCAGAUACCAAGGGUAAGCGACCACCGCAUUGGGGCGAAAAGCAAUACUGGAUGCGCGAAAAGUUCCCAGAGAUCAAGAAGGCUUUCCAGGACCGAGGCGAGGGUAGACGUCAAGUCAGAUCUCUGGAAGAAUUGGGCUUUGACUUUGAGAAGAUGAAGAAAGAGUCGGCUGUUGAGCAAAAGAGUUUGCUCUGA
Messenger RNA from Aureobasidium melanogenum CBS 110374, 1491 nucleotides. Its product is annotated as FAD/NAD(P)-binding domain-containing protein. The transcript has 3 exons. Gene Ontology annotation, molecular function: NADP binding; flavin adenine dinucleotide binding; N,N-dimethylaniline monooxygenase activity. NCBI's taxonomy places the organism in Eukaryota, Fungi, Ascomycota, Dothideomycetes, Dothideales, Saccotheciaceae. The record is from RefSeq and is a predicted model, not a curated record. The coding region runs from base 1 to 1491 and encodes 496 amino acids.